UAUAUCAGCUCAUGAUCAGAUGUAAGCUGCACGGGAAAGGCAACUCAAGUGCCGUCUUGGGCUGGCGGAAAGCUUCGCUUUUUUUCCGACCCACUGUACCAUGCGCGACCAAGGGGCUCUACGAUUCAUCUGAUGGUCGUCCCUUGCAAGCGGGCUAUUUGCGCGUGGAUGGCGGCCUUCAUGACCUUUACUACGAAGUGCAUGGCCAUGAAGAUGGUGCGCCGGCAGUGGUGGUUCACGGCGGCCCAGGUGCAGGCUCCUACCUGAAUCACACGCGAUUCUUUGAUUUGAAUCUCUACAAGGUUGUAUUACUCGAUCAGCGUGCCUGUGGCCGGUCAACGCCUAGAGGUCGCCUGGUUGGUAAUAACACGAAUGCGCUUGUCUCCGAUUUGGAUGCCCUUCGGCAACACCUGUCAAUCGACAGAUGGCUGCUGUUUGGCGGCUCUUGGGGCGUCGCGCUUUCGCUUGCGUAUGCUCUGACCCAUCCCCACAGGGUAACUGCUAUGAUUUUGCGGGGUGUUUGCGCAAUGCGACAGCAAGAGAUCGAUUGGAUGUACGGCGGUGGUGCCGGUGCUCUAAAGCCGUGGGCUUGGCAGCGCUUUCUGGACCAUCUAGACCCUGAAGAGCGCAAAUUUCCGCUGAUGGGUUAUUACCGCCGCUUACUUUCGAAAGAUGUGUGUGUGCGAGACGCUGCGGCCCAGAGCUGGUUGGAGUGGGAGAUGAGCGUCGGCUUCGCCUCCAACAGCCAACUUCUGGACUGGGAUGGCGGUCAGUGGAGUUACCAGACCUUUCCCACUCCCUUGACGUCUCGUUCACCACCACGGCCUGCACGACCAUCUCCCGCUUCUUCACCGGCACCACAUAAACCGAUUCUUCACGAGCAAGCGAACAUUCAUUCAACACCAAGAUCAGUCCGUGGCGUGUCGGAACUGAAGAAACAAACGCCAUGGUUUACAGCAGGCAAACCUGCUCAUUUGCCUGGCGAGCAUAUGGCAGCCUUGCUCCAGGAGGGCCUGUCCUUCCGAGGGGAUCCAAGUAUGCCUUCUACGACCGCCCAGGCCAUGUUGGAAUGCCAUUACAGUGUGCACGGCGGAUUUCUGCGUGGACGUGGCGCGUCUGUAGCACCCCAGGAUCCGCAAAUGAAUUCAGCUAAGGCUGCUCGCGCUAAGAAUAUUCCUGUAGCUGCAGCGAGUGACGGCUCACUUACUUUGGGAGGUAGUGGACAUGAGUUACCCCUACUUGAGCGUGUACAUAAUCUGAGUCACAUCCCCGCCAUUGCGGUGCAAGGGCAGAUGGAUCUUGUAUGUCCAGCAAUAACUGCAUUUGACCUGCACAACGCAUGGCCGGAGCUGCAGCUGCGCUUUGUGCCCGGUGCCGGGCACUCGAUGUACGACCCAGCCAUUACCCAUGAACUUGUGGAGGCCACAGCAUUAAUGUAUGACGUGAUGAGGAAUGCUCGGGAUAAUGUUAAUGCUCGCUAAUCUAUGCAAUUGUAUCAUACCUUGUAAACAUUGUUUUC
Molecule: messenger RNA, 1519 nt
Organism: Volvox carteri f. nagariensis
Lineage: Eukaryota; Viridiplantae; Chlorophyta; Chlorophyceae; Chlamydomonadales; Volvocaceae
Exons: 4
Coding region: 12-1481 (489 amino acids)
Biological process (GO): proteolysis
Cellular component (GO): cytoplasm
Molecular function (GO): aminopeptidase activity
Source: RefSeq, a predicted model, not a curated record